AUGUUUGGUGUGGUAGCCGUGAUAAUGCUGGCGAUAGUUGCCAAGGAGACGGAAGCUUAUCGGACGUACAACACUGGCCGAGGUAUGGUGUACAGACUUGGAGUAACCCAAGAUACCACCUUGGAAGGUAGCACACAACAACUCGACUACCUUCAGUACCUCCUGGUGUCCAAGCACCCUCAAUUUCCUAACAAGCGUUCGCUGGUUCAGUUUGAAAACCUCUCCAGUGCCUGCGGCCCAUUACAGAUCAUAUCCGCUAAGAUGUACCUAUACUACGUGUAUGCUCACAAACCGAGCUGGCAUACCAUCCAGGGAACUCCUUUUAUCCCCCGCUUUAUGCAGGUGCUGCAAUAAGUCUAUUAGAUAUCUUGGUCCUUUUAGUUUACUUCGUCUUAAUCCCGGUGCAUAUAUAUAAAAUAGAUCUAGUUGCGGUACAAAUCCAAUCUGGAAGCGCUGUUCACGAAACUACAUAUCAAUACUAAUUGAUUUCAGCUUGGACAAAACAAAUGAUUUUCUCCUCAAGUCACAUUAAAUCAUCAAAAAAACGUUGUGCUUUUAAAGUUGUUUUAGUCUAUUUUGCUAAAAGCUGUUCUAUUCCUAUAUGUAGUCAAUAGUAGACCCAUAGUAGUGUGUCCUUACCUUUAAAACAGCGCUUCCAGGCACUUAGCGGAAACUAGCUUAGCGACUGGGACAAUAGUCAAGACAAACAAUGUCAAAGUUAUACCAUAACGGCAGUCCUCAAAAGUCAGUUUCGAUUCAUCUUGUGCUUUUUGGUUUUUUGUUCGUUUUUAAUCGCAUCAAAGGGAAUAAACGCACAGAAGUCAGAACAAAUAUGUUAUUUCUUCAAUUGCUUGUUUGCUUUAGAUUUUCUAGCUUGUUUCAAUAAUUUAUCGCUAUCUUUUAUCAAUAAAGGGUAGAUCCAAAUGUUGCAUAGGAAAUCUUCUCUCCCAGCCACGCCCUUUGCGAGCCGAAAUUCGCUAACCUUUGGUUACACUCACAACUUAGGUGUGUUUGCAGCUGAGAGAUACAACUGAUAAUAAGAUCAUUUUAAUAUUUGUUAUAAAUAAUGAACAUAAUCCAUUAUAACAUAACAAAAGUAAAUCGUGCGCUCUGAUUGGUCAGUUAGCCACUACCCUUUGCCCGUGGGUGCACGCCAAGAAACUGAGCUAGCGCGGUAAAAUUUAGGCAAAUUCAACAAAUCUCCUCUCCUGACGGUAAAAUACACCGAUGAAAUGCACAGAUGAAAAGUGGAAGUUGAAGAAAAUACUAAGCUGUCGUUUUGAAGGAAAAAAGACAAACGAUCAAGCAACAAAUUUGCCCUGUAUGAAUUAAUCACUGUUUUCCUCGCGGCUAGAAUCGGCUGAAGGAAAAUCGAUCGAGCGAAGAUUUAAGGUACAUUUUGUGUGUUUUUUAUAGAAGAGAAAGUCUGUUUGAAAUGUAAAUUUAUCAGUUAGCAUUGUGUUAUUGAUCUGUUCAGGUCAAGCUGAUGUUGAAUUCAAGGAAAUAUUUUAGGAAACACACUCAAAUUCGAGAUAGCUUUGUUGUGAAGUUUUCACCGCAUCGAUUAAAAAUUUUAGUUGAGUUUAAACGGGCACAUUACGCUGGAAUAAGCGAAUUUCAUUUGAGUACAGAAACAUUUGGCUUUUCAAAUAAAUUUUUCAAAAAAUAACUUCUGUGUGUAUUAUUUGUUCCUCAGUGUUCAUUCAUAACAGUCGUUCAGAGAACGGUCGAAAAACAACAGCUUCAGCGCCGGCUGUGUGUUGGUGAAUUUCAGUUGCAACGUUGACUUUCAUAGCUGGAUUUCCCCAGAGAGAUGUUGAUACAAAGCCAGUUAAUUUCUUUUUAAAAUUAGUGUUACCUGUUAUUCUAAAGGAAUUACAGUCAAAUUUUCUCAUUUCUACUUUACGUUUAUUUCAAAAAUUGUCACAUAAAUAAGCCUGAUAAUUAUUUCAUUUAUUUAGUUUUAGCUUAUUUUUUAGUUGGUGUUUAUAGUUGCAGCUAUAGUUUUCCCUUAAAGUUUUUACCCUAAUGUUAAGAGCAAGUAGACAGAUGCCAUUCAGAAUAACAACGAAAAACGUUUUGCAAUUUACCUGGAGACGGAGAACGGUUGAUUCAGCGAAAGAAAAACUCAAAGGGGCGGGCAGAUGGCAGCAUACAUGAACUCGGACCGAUGACUCAACCGAAGGCAAAUGGAAAACAAUGUUUUUCUCUUUUGAUUAUGUUAUAAAAGAAAUGGUAAACGUUGUAGCUGUGCAACCAUGGAGUUAUGGAUACACUUGGGAGGUUUGCUAAGCACUCAAGAAGCUAGAGUCGUACUCAGCUAUCGCCUCGGGCGACUCUUACGCUUCUUUCGUGCUUAGCAACCUCCCGCGUGCAUCCAUAACUCAAUGGUUGCACGCUGCACGUUUACCAUUUCUUAAAUAGACCUUUUUACCGAUACGGCGGCCAUAUUGAAUUUACUAGAUUUAAGGAGUAUUAUGGGAUGAAUAGGGGACACUCGCUCAGUAUUUACGCGCGCUUUUCGGGCAAAAAGAGAACUUCACUGUAUAUUUCUCGGGGAAAAGGCAAUUAUUAUUACAUCCAAACACGGCACAACGACCUUUUUUUCCCAUGACGAUCUUUUUCUAGGAAAACUUGGAAAAUAUUGGAAAACUAGGAAAAAUUGGCCCGAAAAGCGCGCGUAAAUAUUGAGCGAGUUCCCCCUGGGCAUCCCAUAAUACUCCUUAAAUCUAAUUGAUACAACAUGGCCGCCGUAUCAGUAAAAAGGUCUAUUAUGGGUUUUAGGUGCACCUGGUAAAGAAAUCUUGGAACGCAGCUCAAGCCACUUCCACGAAGAGAGACAGCACUUAUAGGUGGUCCAGUUCUUACCUGGGUCUGGAUAACACCGAUGCAGAGGCCCAACCACAGGCAGAGACGGUCACAAUCUUUCCCUUCCGUCCUCGAGGCUAUGUGGAGUUUGACAUCACACGUGCAGUACGGCAAUGGAGAAGUGGUGUCCCAAAUUAUGGGGUGCUUAUUCGCGCAACUAACGAGCUGGAAAUUGGAAGAGGAAUAAGAUUUGCCAGCAGCAGCAUGUCAGAUACCAACAUGCAUCCUUAUGCCCUCGUACUGUGCGCAUAGCGUCAAUAAUCUCAUCACUCUUCGCUGGGGAAGCGUUAUUAGUAUUUUUUCACUAAAUUUGAAUUUUGUAUGAGUCUAGUCUUAAGAUAUAAAGUAGCUGGCUAGACUAUCGUAGACUUAAUGUACACCUCCCUAUAUUAAUUGAGAUAAUAUGAUAAUCAGCGCAAUGUAUUGAAAGAUGGAUUACAAUUGAAUCUGAAUAAAGAAGUGCUGUUUAUUCGUUCUUA
Messenger RNA from Porites lobata, 3347 nucleotides. The record is from the annotation of a GenBank genome assembly. NCBI's taxonomy places the organism in Eukaryota, Metazoa, Cnidaria, Anthozoa, Scleractinia, Poritidae.